This is a messenger RNA of Magallana angulata, 3011 nucleotides long. RefSeq names its product calcium-responsive transcription factor-like. Bases 154 to 2145 code for a protein of 663 amino acids. Gene Ontology annotation, cellular component: nucleus. Gene Ontology annotation, biological process: regulation of transcription by RNA polymerase II. NCBI's taxonomy places the organism in Eukaryota, Metazoa, Mollusca, Bivalvia, Ostreida, Ostreidae. Gene Ontology annotation, molecular function: DNA-binding transcription factor activity, RNA polymerase II-specific; RNA polymerase II cis-regulatory region sequence-specific DNA binding. The transcript is spliced from 12 exons. The record is from RefSeq and is a predicted model, not a curated record.
ACUCGUUUUCACACCCUUCUGCCUCUUUUUGCUUUCCCCGCUAAAUAAAAACCAAAACAAACCGUCAAAACACAUGUUAUGUCUGAAUAAUGGUUUGCUGCACUAUGAAUGCGUUAGAUAGCUUUAGAGAAAUAUGGAUAUGGAAUCUUCAAAAUGGUGGAUUGUUUAGACCUGGUGACCUCAGCCUCAGAGGUCAUCAAUACAGUUACCAUGGUAUCGAACGCAGACAACGAUGACAUCAUAACAAUAGAACCUACCUUGAAGGAUGACCUAAGUGACGAGAUGGUGGUGAACGCAGAGACAGGAUUGGCUGUAACCUCAAUGACCCCCAGUCUGGCCAACCCCACGAUACAGGGGCUGCUCUCCUCCCCAGCAGGCCUCUCGCUGCCCAGCGGGCAGAUACUGACCACUGAUGGGAUACAGAUCAUUGCGGUCAACGGGGCGGGGGACCUGUCCAGGGAGGGACAGAUCUGGCAGGUGCUCCACCCAGACAUGACCAUCAUUGCUGUCAACAACGACCAGACUUUUGAGAUCGAACCUAAGCAGGAGGAUAAAUUGGUUGACACAGAAAUGGAGGAAGCAGACAGUCGGAGUUCAGGGAUAGGAUCUCUGCAGGACAGGCUAACUCUAAACACGGAGAUCCUCCCGCCGGACACCCCAGUGUGGGCCCAGAGAUUGAACAAGUGCCAGAAAAUAGGUGACUACUAUAGAGGAUAUGUGGACUCAGAGGUUGACCUUGACCUUUUGUUGACCCAUCACAGGCAGCACACGGCUAGUUUCUGGGGCACACGACAGUCACCUUGCCCGGCCAAACCGUCCACACGACUGAUGUGGAGGUCACAGUACGUCCCGUUUGACGGAGUCCCAUUUAUGAAUCUAGGUAGUCGAGCUGUCGUCAUGGAGUGUCAGUUUGGUCCAAGACGUAAGGGAAAUGUGAAACACACGAGCGAAUACAAGCAGACCUGUCCGGCAAGGAUAUACAUAAAGAAGGUGAAGAAAUUCCCAGAAUUUGCUGUUGAUGUUAACCAGGAUAAAAAGUCACUAAAAACUGCCAUGGAUAAUGCCUUCCAUCAAUUAAAGGUUCUAGGGACCAAUGAAAUUGGAAAGGAGUUGUUCUACAUCCAGUUACCCACAGAGGACGCUCAUGAGUUUCAUGCGGAGCUGCCAGCAGAGCCAGCCCCGGUGGUGAACCCCGAACCAGACACCCUCAAAGAGAGGCUAGACCCAAGAGUCCGACAGAAGAUCCGCGAGUUAGUGGCAGCUGGGGAAUGUAAUGUGUAUGCUGUCCGCAAACAGUUACGAACCUACGUGUCCAAGGUACUGUACAUGGGCACCGAGGUCCCAGAGAGACACGACCUGACCCUGUUCCCCACGGUCAACGACCUAAAGAACCAGAUCCACCAAGCCAUGGUGGACGUAGAGAAUGGCACGCUGGCCGUAACUAGUCCCCAGGUGAAUGUGGAAAUUGUCGGCCAGUCGUCAUCCAGUCAGACAACAGAGUUUUCUUCGGUGGUGGACGGGUCAAUGUGGUCGUCCGACGGGGUGGAACCUGUCCCAGAGACAGUGACCGUCACCCUCACCCAGAAACCAGGAGAUGAUGGACAUCAUGUGAUAUCUCGGAUAGAGACUCACCUGAGUGACGGCUCGACUCGGAUCAGCACUCACCUGACCCCUGAGACUGCUCAACUUCUGUCAAGACUCCACCCCAACAUGUUCCCUGCCGGCUGUCUUCUACCAUCACAAGACUUGGACGAGGCACAGCGCUCGCUACUAGAACCCAAAACUGACGACUUUCCCCUAAAGGAGGACUCAUCAGACACCCUGUGCAUCGGUGCUAUCCCAUCAUCUUCUAGUCAGAGUCCCUCCAUGUUAGAUGGCGCAGAGACGCACGACAUCGAGUCGCUGGCGGUGAUUGUGAAUGGCACGGACUGCGACGGACGGACGAUGAUGUCGUCCAUGGAUCAUCAUGGAAGUCACUUAGACGAUACAUCGGACCCUCCGUCUGUCGUACAUCACGCAGAGGACGAGGACAAUUCCAUUGAAAAUCAGCUGAUUAACUGUGUUGGUGUUUCCAUGACGACAGACUCGGGAAUUAUUCUUAGCGAUCCUCCUGUGUCAGAGUUUCAGCAUUUACCGGAUUCAUAGUGCAAUAUUUUUGUAAUAGUUUUUUUCUUUACUUCGAAUUUCUUUUAAAUGUUAUUUUUGUUAUUGUUGUAAAGCUUUAUCUGUUUUAUUAUUUAUGAUUUACAUUUACCUACAGGGAAUAGCAGUUGUGUUAUUGUAAUAUAUCUCUCGCUUCAUUAUAAAUUCAUGAUCAUUGAAAAUUGGUUUAACAUGUACAUCUUCUUAAAACAUUACCAUCCAUUAACUGCCUAUUUUAAACAAAUCUCAACUACCGGUACUAGUCAAUUACAGAUUAAAGUAGUAUUGUAUGGGUACAUGUGUAUGAAUUGCUUUAAUGACUUUUAAUAUUUUUAAAAUUGUUGAGGUCUUAAUUAGCACAGGUCUGAAUCUUUUCAAAUCCAGUUUCUUACAAUUUUAAUAACUGUCACAUGCAAAUAUUAUUUUGUUAUUGUUCAUUCAGAGACAUUUAGCUAUAUUUGUCAAUGCAUUCACUUUAUAUAAUAACACUUUGAAUGUAUGUAUUGAGAAACAGGGUUUCUUUCAGCUGUUGGUAAAAGUUACACUUACUAUAAAGUUUUGAAGUUUACCAGACUGAGUAUAUAAUUAAAGAAGAUGAAAUCGGAUCAUUUGAAGUACUUUUUAAGCAAUCUGAUAAAAAUCAGGUCCUUGAAUCGCUCCUUGUUUUACUAUUGUCGCCGACUUUUGAAGAAAACAAAUUUAAUAAUCUGUCGGUGUUCAAGUUCAUGUGCUUUUAUUAAAAUGAAGCAAAGAGUUCUAAAACGAUAUGAAGGCAGUGCAAGGCACUAGUGUCCGAAAUCUAAUAAGUAUUUUAGAAUGCUAAAAGCCGAAUCCUUUUACUUUUGUAUAAAUGAACGUCCAAAUGAGAA